AUGAAAGUGAUGAAUAACAGUGAGCAAGCCAAAAUUACGGGUUCAGGCGUAAUCGCUAUUAGUGGCAUGCACGGCAUGGCCCGAGCUGGAGUUCUCACAAGCGCCGGGCACAGAAGUCGGGCCAACAUUCCCCAUCCAGCCCACCACGAUGCUUUCAUCGGUUGCAUUGCCAACCCAGAACCAAGUACUCCAUGCCCCAGGGACCUGCAGCAUAAGCACCGCUUGCAAAGGCCAUCGGUACGGUUCGCGAACCAAGACGCCAAACCUUGUGUGUCGAAAUCUGCUACCUCACACCGCAACAACGCUACUGCGAAGUCGAAAUCUACGAGACCCGCGGGGGCCAGGGUCUUGACCAAAAUGGAGAGAGGCCACCAGAACGGUUUGUCUACUGCGAGAUCGCGAAAUAACUUGCGGCAUGUGAGAUCACGUCUGUCUCGGGAGCCGUCAACAGACGCGAAGCAUCGACGUGCUGAUAGAGGACGGGAGAAAUAUGAGUCUGAUGAGUCCGGCGAUGGCGAUCAGCAGAGACAUUCACGCAGAAGAGUUCCUCCAGGUGCUCGCCGGCGUCAGACGUCCAAAGGUUCAGGCAAGGAAAAACAUCCUGACGGACAUGAGCUUUUCACAUGGAGCGCACGCCAUCCUCGGACUGGCGCUCCCAAUCGUCGCAUCUCCAGCAGCACCGCCAGCAGCAGCAGUGCCUCCUCCAGUGAUGAGAUAUCUGAAGACAGCUGUGUGGACGAGCCCAUUCGCCGUGGCGUGAGCCCGCAGGGGUGGCGGUCAAAAAGGGGUCAGUGCAUUCGUCGAGAUGCUGGUCAUGCCACAUCUUCAGCAUCAUCUGAGGAGAGCGACUCGUCAAUAAUCUCCAGCGAUCAAUCGGAGGAACCGUUAUCAUCCGCGUUAGUGCCUCAGAAUGCUGUACGGGGUCGAGGCAAAAAAUCUGCCGUUGCCAAACGUCCAGUGAGAAGAGAGUCCCCCCAGUCGGCGCACUUUCAGCUGCAAGCUUCCAACGUGCAGCCAAGCCUGAGGAGAGUUCAUCACGAUGGUAAUGCAUUAGUCAACCCUGAGGCUUCACCGCGGUCUAUAUCUCCGGGAAAUAGACGACCUCAUUCCUCUAGAGAGUCUGGUAUGAGAUCGAAUGUCGGAAGGACCCGAGUCGUUCCUCCCGAUCCACCGCCAGCCCCUUCACCUCCUCUGCCCCCUGCAUCGCCCCUUAAACGUUCCCUUCUAUAUCACGAUUCUGAUCGCGUGGGAAACGAUUCAUCCGGCAGACACUGGGAAGACCGUCUCUUGGAGCCGAGCAACCGGAUCCACGAAUCAGACUCGGACGACUCUUUUUUAGACUAUGGGGAUAUAGACCACCGGGAGCAAGGGAACCCCAACAACAUCCGGUUGCUCCCUACGUCGGGCAGCCAUUAUCCACACUCCGUCGACCUGCCAUCCCCAAUCUCGGAGAACGAGUCAGAAGAGGAGAUAACGUCCCAGCACUCGACCCCGGAAAUGGAGGAGAGAGCGCAUCUUCACGACGAAUGGCGACACCUUUCUCGGAGUUUGAAGCAUGCCCAAUACCCGAAGCAGUCAUCCAAAGUCAACCUCCAAACGGCGGACCAUCAGAUGCCACGGGUGGUCAAGAAGCCUUCCAUGAGCCGGACUCGGCACAAGGAACACUCCCAAUCAAGUCGGCAUUCGAACAGCCUGGUACAUACUCGAGAGAAACGUCACGACGGGAAUGCAUUCACUACCACACCCACUACCACUCAUACUACACAUGGCGCCCUGACGAUGGCAAAAGGUCAUUCUCGGAAAAGCGUAAUCAUGCCCAGGUCCCGUCGUUCAACCGUAAGCGAAAAGAAGGAGAAUUCUCGGAACCAGCCUCAAACGAUCUCCAUACGAUUUGGGUCACGACCUCCGAUGCAAGUGUCGCUAGGGAAAUCAAGCACCAUGUCCGUCACAUCUUCGAGAAGCGAUUCAAAGUCCGAUCCUCCCGCCACAAAGAUCCGAGCCCUUCCAGAACGCGAACGCAUGAGUCCAGAAAGCCCGCGAAGUACGCAUGGGUUCACCCAUAUGCCAGAGACCGACAUGUGGCCUAUAGAACACCCCGGCAGGAGCGUGCACGAGGACCGUAAGUUGCCGCAAAAUCCUGCUGUUGUCGAACCCAGAAGGCGAAGUAUUUCCCAUCUUGAUCUAUACGCGAGAGAUCCUCGGGCACCAUCGGAGUAUCGUCACCAUCCGCAGAUACCAGUCGAUGUUCCUUUGGACGAUGAAGUUGAGGAAUCCGACGGAUAUGACGAAGACUCUGAAGAUUUCUCCGAGGAAGAAGCACUCCCUCCCCCGGCUCCUCCCCCUGUGCCACAGCCACCUUCCCUUCCACGCGAAACUAGAACGCAGGCCGGUGUAGGGAGUGGAGUAAACGGCGCCUCUUCAGCUGGAGUUUCCCGCUUUUGGCCCUUCAGUCGUGCACCAGCAAACCCGCCGGUUGACGAGAUGAUGAAUCCUAGGCGCAAUAGCAUGUCGGCUCAUCUUGAUAACGCUACCCCAGGUCGGUUGAACCAUCCCAUGUCGAAUCUGCCUGGUGCUGGAUUACCCAACCUGCAUAACUAUGGGAUACCUCGUCAGGUCAACACGGCACCGAUGCAGCAAAACCAGAGGAUACAGCCGCAGCAGCUGAAUGGAAUACCACCUCAACAUAUGGGUGGAGUUCCCAUGCAACGGAUUGGCGCAUUGCCGGUGCAGCAAGAGCACAAGAUGCAACCACAACCGCAACCACAAACACAACCUCAGCCCCAGCCCCAGCCCCAGCCCCAGUCCCAGCCGCAAUUACAGCCGCAACUACAACCACAACUACAACCACAACUACAACCACAACUACAACCGCAACUACAGCCGCAACUACAGCCGCAACAAUUCAGUGUAGUUCCGCCUCAGAAGGCCGGUGGAAUACCUAUACAACAGGCCAAUAGAUUGCCAGUGCAGCAGUUUAAUGGCAUACCAGUUCAGAAUGUCAGUGGGAUACCCAUGCAGCCAGCCAACGGACUGUCAUUGCAACAGGGUAAUCAAUUACCACUGCAGUAUGCCAAUGGAGUUCCGAUUAUGCAAGGUCAAAUACCAAAAAUCAUGCCUGCAUUGCCUGCGGCGACGACUCCAAAUAAACCUGCAGCUUCCGGUGAACCUAAUGCUCCCCUAGCCGAGCGUGCCCGUCAAUUCUUUCAGCGCAUUUUCCCUCCCAAGCCCAAAGCUCCGGAAUCUCAGCCCGUGAAAAUCAUUCCAGCCGUCGUAUCCAGCAAUAAAUCGAAAGGUGCGAAUACGUCCAAAAGCAUCAAGGGCCCUAACUCCAAGGGCUCCAACUCCAAGGACUCCAACUCCAAGACAGCUGAUUCACCGGCCAAAGAGGCUAAGCCUAAGCCUAAUCCCGCGCAAGGGCUCAAAGAAUUUCUCGACAAAUUGCCCAAACCGAGCCGUCGCGAGGUCGGAUAG
Messenger RNA from Monascus purpureus, 3471 nucleotides. Lineage: Eukaryota; Fungi; Ascomycota; Eurotiomycetes; Eurotiales; Aspergillaceae. The record is from the annotation of a GenBank genome assembly.